AUGCCUUUAAGAAACUACCAUCUCUCUAUUUUGUCCCUCAGAGCCUCAGUGAGGAGCAGUGUGGAGGCGCUGUGGUUGUGUUACUCUUCUCCGACUCCUCAGAGUGCAAGUCACCUGCUUGCCCUAUUUGUUGUCUGUCUCUCAUUGGCUGCUGUAACUGCUUCACUACUUUUCCACUGGCUCAUAGACCUUCUAAAAUAUGACAUCCAGACAGCAUUGGUUGCAGUUGGUAUCUAUGCCACAGCUGUGUUUAUCCUGUCAUCUCUCAUCCAUCCAUUCCGAUGUGCCUUCACGCUAAUCUUCCCGACGUUGUUCACCCGACAGGGCCGUAAACUGCUCUUGUCCGUAUCCGUGAUGAUCGUAGUGCUGUAUGUCCUACCCAACAUGGCCGCCAACAUCGCAACUCUCACACACGUGGUGAAAUGUGCAUCAGAAAAACUCUCUCAAAGCCUCCUAAGCAGCUCAGACCUCAUCAACACCAUUAAAGACAAUAUCGUCAGAAGAGCCGAGGAGAGCGUGGAAGGGAGUUUAGUCCAAACACUGCGUGAUUUUGAUCACACCACACAUAUUAAUGUCUCAGAAGUGAAGGGACGGUUGCAUGUGUUGAGUCAGCGAGUGCAGGAGGAUUUCUCUGAAGUUAAAAGUCAUGUACAGGACCUAAAACUGCUAUUCAGUAGAAUUUUUGCUGCUGUUUUUGUUUUGUAUUUGUUCAGUGAAUCUGUCAUGUAUCUGCGGUCUUAUCUGACGUCUGUAAGAUUUGACAACACGUAUAUCACAGGUGGGCUCAGGAGGAAAGGAGCUGAAAAAGGGAUUGUGGUUGAAGCAAAGGAUGUGAAAAAUGGAGUAAACUCCACCAGUUUCAGAAUAACUAAAAAGGAACUUUUCAAAUGUCUGGCUCCAGCAAUGGUGAUCACUCUGUAUCUGCUAAUGACAGUCUUUUUGAUAGUGCUGGACCAUUUCUUGUAUUGCUUGGUGAAAACAGGUGGGCCUUGGAUUUUAAACAUGCCGUCAACCAACAUCAGCAUCGGUGUCAACUUCAAGGUUGGAACAGAAGUGGCCAUUUGUCAGAUCUUUAGGUCAGACUGUCAGAUGGAAUUGUUCAACUUCAACAGAACUUACACAGCCCUCAUUCACUCUGAUCCAAAUGUGUGUGAGGCCCAAUCCAGUAAGCUGAACCCAAGUGUUGUGACAGCGCUGGUGUUCCUCUAUCUGUUCAGCUACACCCUACUGCCGCUGGAGGUCUACGCUCGACGCCUUCGGAGGAAAGUAGCAGCUUCUUUCUUCCAGCAGCAGGAGGACAGAAGAGUUGAGUUCCUUAUUAAAAAAAUUCAAACUAAACAAAAAGAAAGACAAAAUGAAGUUUUCUUUAUAGAAACCAAGCAUCAAGAUAAAGAAGUCUCUGGGAUGAUAGAUCAGCUAUAACUAGGCUGUAUGUUAUACAUGUUUACGGAAUUGUAAAUACUGUACUCAGUUAGUGUACAUAUUCAAAUUUAAAUGUUUUUAAUCCAUAUAUACGUAUUCCUUGUUUAUUUAUAGUGCAGUGAAGUGGCAUGUGUCUGACCUAUGACGCUAUGAAAGGAAAAAAUACAGCAGUGUUUAACAGAGUGAAAACAGCUUUCUGCUUUUACCUUACAGUUCACGAUCCAUUAAGGGACCGUGUUAGUGAUAUACUGUACACAGCAUAGUGCCUGAUCUGCAGGGACUGGAUGAUGGAAACAUGACACUAAUGGACAGGAAAUCAAAGGGUCUUACAUCACAGCAAGAAGGAACUGUAAUGUUUAUGGGGCUGCAGUGGUUAUUAUAUAUGUGUAUAUUAUACUGUAUGUGCAUAUUACACAAACUGAAUUCAGAAAGAAGAGUUAGAUACUAUGCA
This is a messenger RNA of Onychostoma macrolepis, 1873 nucleotides long. It is a transcript of the gene ocstamp, whose product is annotated as osteoclast stimulatory transmembrane protein. Gene Ontology annotation, cellular component: membrane. The transcript is spliced from 3 exons. The record is from RefSeq and is a predicted model, not a curated record. Bases 1 to 1422 code for a protein of 473 amino acids. Lineage: Eukaryota; Metazoa; Chordata; Actinopteri; Cypriniformes; Cyprinidae.